Messenger RNA from Chanos chanos (milkfish), 496 nucleotides. RefSeq names its product fatty acid binding protein 4b (gene fabp4b). Gene Ontology annotation, molecular function: lipid binding. The record is from RefSeq and is a predicted model, not a curated record. Bases 61 to 465 code for a protein of 134 amino acids. The transcript is spliced from 4 exons. NCBI's taxonomy places the organism in Eukaryota, Metazoa, Chordata, Actinopteri, Gonorynchiformes, Chanidae.
AGCAGGUGCACCGUCGCGCAGAAUAUAUUUGAUUUAAUAAACAGUCAAAGUCUAGCGACAAUGGUCGACCAGUUUGUCGGAACAUGGAAAAUAACCUCCAGUGAGAACUUUGAUGAGUAUAUGAAGGCAAUAGGUGUCGGUUUCGCCACCCGGCAGAUGGGAAACUUGGCCAAACCGAAUUUGUCGUUAAGUGUGGAUGACCAGGGGGUUAUAACCUUAAAAGCACUUACCACCUUCAAAACCACGGAGAUUCAGUUUAAACUGGGCGAGGAAUUUGACGAGACGACUGCUGAUGACAGAAAAACGAAGACCGUUAUCACCUUGGAGAACGGGAAACUUGUGCAGAAGCAGACGUGGGAUGGAAAGACUACAUCGAUUGAAAGGGAGAUUCAAGACGGCAAAAUGAUAGCGAAAUGCUACAUGGAUGACGUGGUAGCUGUGAGAACCUAUGAGAAGGAAGCAUGAUUGGCUGCAUCUUCUGCUGUAGAACAUUCAG